This is a messenger RNA of Nematolebias whitei (Rio pearlfish), 3006 nucleotides long. RefSeq names its product interleukin enhancer binding factor 3b (gene ilf3b). The record is from RefSeq and is a predicted model, not a curated record. Lineage: Eukaryota; Metazoa; Chordata; Actinopteri; Cyprinodontiformes; Rivulidae. Gene Ontology annotation, cellular component: precatalytic spliceosome. Gene Ontology annotation, molecular function: double-stranded RNA binding; single-stranded RNA binding. The transcript is spliced from 18 exons. The coding region runs from base 161 to 2689 and encodes 842 amino acids.
CUGGUUGGGCUGUUGCUGCAGAGGUUGAGGUAAGCGUGCGCAGACAGAGCAGAUCGUAAGCGGCUCUACAAAGAGAGUCGUGCACCAGCAGUGUCAUCUCCUUUGAAAAGGGCUUUUUGAUAUUCACUGGACAAAGCAGUCAACACAUUGUAAAACAAUAAUGGUACCCCCAGUCCGCCACCGAUCAAUGCGUGUCUUUUUGAACGGAGACCGCCAUGUCAUGGCCAAACAUUCUACUAUCUACCCAACUCAAGAGGAGCUGGAAAGUGUUCAGAACAUGGUGUCUCACACAGAGCGAGCUCUCAAGGCCGUCUCCGACUGGCUUGAUAAAGAAGAAAAGGGAACCAAGUCUGACUCUGAUGGCACAGACACUGACAAGGAGAGUGAGCAGAAAGAUCUGGCCACACGCACUUUGCGUGGUGUAAUGAGAGUGGGCCUUGUUGCUAAGGGCCUGCUUCUGAAAGGGGACCUGGACUUGGAGCUGGUGCUGCUCUGUAAGGACAAGCCCACUGUCAGUCUGUUGAACAGAGUGACCGAAAACCUUUUCACACAGCUGAAUACUUUAGCGGAGGACACGUAUGAGGUAACCCAGAACAUCAGUGACGCCAGCAUCAUCAUCAAAAAAACGAAGGAGCCCCCACUCAACCUCACGAUUAACCUGACCUCCCCUUUGGUUCGUGAGGAGAUGGAAAAGGCUGUUGCUGAAGAAACGCUUUCAGUCAUCGAUCCCCCGGAUGUUCUGGACAGGCAGAAAUGCCUAACUGCCUUGGCUUCUCUACGCCACGCUAAGUGGUUCCAGGCCAGGGCCAACGGGCUGCGCUCCUGUGUCAUUGUCAUCCGGAUCUUAAGGGACCUGUGCACCCGCAUCCCUGCAUGGGCCCCGCUUCGUGGCUGGCCACUGGAGCUGAUCUGUGAGAAAGCAAUUGGCACAGGAAACCGGCCCAUGGCAGCAGGUGAAGCUCUGCGGAGAGUUCUGGAGUGUGUGGCUUCAGGAAUCCUCCUGCUGGAUGGUCCUGGGCUCUAUGAUCCAUGUGAGAAGGAUCCCACCGAUGCUAUUGCUCAUGUGGACAAGCAGCAGAGAGAAGACAUCACAAUGAGCGCUCAGCACGCGCUAAGACUGUCGGCAUUUGGACAGCUUCACAAAGUUCUUGGAAUAGAUCCCCUCCCAUCCAAAAUACCCAAAAAAGUUCGAACUGAGACUCCUAUCGACUACACAGUGCAAAUCCCACCAAGCACAACAUACCUCCCACCAAUGAAAAGGCCCAUUGAGGAAGAGGAGGGAACUGAAGAUAAGAGGCCAGAUAAAAAGAAGAAGAAGGUGCAGAAAAAAUCUGCAGAUGAGAAGGCUGAACCCCCUCAGGCUAUGAAUGCCCUAAUGAAGCUGAAUCAGCUGAAACCAGGUCUCCAGUAUACGCUGGUUUCUCAGACUGGGCCAGUUCAUGUUCCAGUCUUCACCAUGUCUGUAGAGGUGGACAGUAAAACGUUUGAGGCUUCUGGUCCUUCCAAACGCACGGCGAAGCUGCAUGUCGCUGUUAAGGUGCUACAGGACAUGGGCCUUGCCACAGGAAUGGAAAUCAAAACCCCUGAGCCAACGGUAAAGAUGGAAGAAACAGAAGUAGUGACCACGAUGGAAGAAUCAAAGCCAGUAGCAAUGCAGACUGACGCUCCUGUGGCUGCCACAGGCACAGCCAACACAGACCAAACAGAAGCUGGAGAGACUGCUCGCCAGCAGGGACCAAUUCUGACUAAACAUGGCAAAAACCCUGUAAUGGAGUUGAACGAGAAGAGGCGGGGCCUCAAGUAUGAGCUUAUCUCAGAGACUGGGGGGAGUCACGACAAACGCUUCAUCAUGGAGGUGGACAUUGAUGGGCAGAAGUUCCAGGGCACUGGAUCCAACAAGAAGGUGGCAAAGGCCUAUGCAGCCCUGGCUGCUUUGGAUCAGCUCUUUCCUGAAGGUUUUACACCUGAGGCUCCAAAGAAGAAGAAGCACGCUCAAGGGUAUGGCAUGAUGGGAGGCGGGGACCUCGGCGCCCCCAGAGGCAGAGGGAGAGGACGUGGUCGUGGAAGAGGCAGGGGAUUCAAUAAUGGAGGAGGCUAUGGCCAAGGAGGUAGCUUUGGGACAUACGGCUAUGGGAGCACCACUGACUCUGGAUAUAAUUUCUUCAAAAAUGGUGGUCCACUUGAAAGAACCGGGUCUACGGGCAUCUCAUCGAUAGGCUCUUCGUUCAGCACAGCAGAACCCCCAGCCUCCUACGGGUCUUACUACCAGAGCCAAGGAGCGUACACCUUCUCCUCUGCUAACAAACUAUCCAAAAAGAAACCUCCAAUGGCCAAGUCUGGACAGACAACAAUCCUGGGUCUGUCAAGGGGGGUUACAGGAUCCAUCGGAGGCUACCAGCCGAGCAGCUCGUUCGGGCAGAGCUCCUACAACCAGUACGGACAGGGGAAGAAAGGCUUCAACCAGAACCAGCAGGGCGGGACCAGUGGUUACUCGUACAGCACGGCCUAUCCGAGCCAGGUGACAGGAAGUGUUGGAAGUAGCCUGGACUACAAUUAUGAUGGCUUCAACUCCCUGAGCAGUUACAGCUCCCAGGGAGGCGGCAGCCAGGGCUUCGGUUCCAGCCACAGUCUGUACCACAGCCAAGGCUACAGCAGGGGAGACGGCGGCAUGGGCUACCAGUACAGAUAGACGUCUGACCCAUGGGCGCCCUGCACGUCUCGCGCCUUCUCCAAAGACGGUGAUCCACAACUUUCCCGUGGUCUCUGCCUUUUUCCUCGUCUGCUUCCUGUGCUUUUGGAACUACAGUGCGUUGGCACACCGUGAGAUCUGCAACAGUUUUAAAUGUCAGAGCUAGUGAUCCGAUCUCUUUUGUUUUGUUCAUCUACUAAAUGUUGACGGGCGCUGCAAGUGAUAUACUUUUUGCUUUUUUUCUCCUCUCCUUUUACGUGAAGAUAUUCCAGGACACCCAAAUGGCUCCUCCUUUGCUUAUGUUGCUGUUUGCUGAA